CGUUUGGUCUGUGUGUGUGGCGGAGCAGGGGCCGCCUCCCCCUCGCGGAGCCGUUGGGCCGCCCGCGCCCCGGCCGCCGGCAGCGCCAUGGGGCUGCGGAGGAAGAACAAGAGCCCGGCCGUGCUGAGCCAUGAGUUCGUCACGCAGAACCACGCGGACGCCGUGUCCUGCCUGGCUAUGGGCCUCCUGCUGGGGCUCAUGUUCGAGGUCACAGCCAAGUAUGUCAUCAUCUUUAUUACUGUGCAGUACAAUGUUACCUAUGCUACUGAUGAUAAGAGUGAACUUGUUCAUUUCUAUGAGUAUGGUCCAAAAGAUAUUGCCACUAUCUUCUUCUACAUGCUAAUUGCCAUUAUUCUUCAUGCUGUGAUCCAAGAAUACAUACUAGAUAAAAUUAACAGACGUCUCCAUCUGUCAAAAACAAAGCACAGCAAAUUCAAUGAAUCGGGACAGCUAGCAUUUUUCUAUUUGUUUUCAUUUACCUGGGGAGCAAGUAUUUUGACUGCAGAGGAAUUCAUGACAAACCCUACUUUGCUGUGGAAAGAAUAUCCCCAUUCUCGCAUGCUUUUUCAGGUAAAAUUCUUCUAUAUCUGCCAGAUUGCCUAUUGGCUUCAUGCACUGCCAGAAUUGUAUUUCCAGAAGAUUAGAAAGGAAGAUAUUCCAAGACAGCUGUAUUAUAUCUGUCUUUACAUUGCUCACAUAUCUGGUGCCUAUGUAUUAAACCUGCAACGUUUGGGGCUAAUUUUACUUGUACCUCAUUAUUUAGUGGAACUGAUCUUUCACGCCUCUCGUCUUUUCUACUUCAGUGAUGAAAACAAGCAGAAAGGAUUUACCCUUUGGGCUUUACUGUUUGUAAUGACUCGUCUUCUAACGCUAACUUUAUCUGUCCUCACAUUUGGAUUUGGUCUGGCAAGAGUAGAGAAUCCAGUUUUUUCCAUAGUAGAUGGAAACUUCAAUGUACUCACUGUGAGGAUUAGCUGUUUGGCUGCAGUUUGUUUAACACAGGCCUGGAUGAUGUGGAAAUUUAUAAAUUUCCAGCUAAAAAAAUGGAGAGAGCAUACCCGGAACCAAAUUCCUAGGAGAAAAAUAAAUAACAUGAAGAGCAAGCCAACAAAAAAGGAAACAAACAGAGCUAAUGUGGUCAAUGGAGCAGUAAAAUUAGAAGAUGGAGCAUCACCCAGAACAAGAAAAUCAAAAGCAUUAUGAAACGGAAGCUAAUGUUAGAAGACGAAGUGUUGACAGAAGACUGAUUAAAAAUAUAUUCUAUCACUGCAAAAUCAUUGACUUUUAUUUGGCUGUCUUGCAAUAUUAAAUGGACACUGCCAGGCUCUAAUAUUUUGAACGCAUUUAUUUUGUUUAUUAAUACACAACUCAUAUUUUGAAAACAGAAUGAAUAAAAACAGACAAGUCAGUUGCACUUUGCAGCAUUGUGCUAGUAGCUUACAAGAGCUAGAAAGUUUGAGGUAUUUAUUAAAUUCUAAAAAGAUUCUUAUAAAAAUAAGGUUAGUGUUUCCAAUCUACAUUUUGGGUUAAAAAGAUCUGACCAUGUCUAUCUGAAGUCUGUUUUUUGCAUAACAGACUUCUUUUUUAUUAUUAUAUUCUUCUCAGCUGGAAUAAGAAAUGGUAUGUCUGAAAUGCAUCUAGCAUGGCAAAAAUAAAAGAUGUUUACCAUUUCCUUUCAAAGGUUAUAUAACACUUGACUUAAAAAACAGGUUCAUAAAGUCCAGAUAUCAAUUAUUUCGUCUUACAUUAAAAGUGAUUGUGAUAUGUAAUAGAGGCACAGAAUAGUGGCUGCAUUUACCUUGCAAAAUUGCGAUUUUGAAAUGGGUAGUAAGGUUUUAUAUGGAAAAGAGUUGUCAGUCAAACAAUAAAGAUGAAAGCUUUGUUUCAUUCAUGUAAAUUGCAAAACACCCAUGGAUUUCAGUAGGGAUAAAAUCCUAGACCCGUGUCCAAAUAUUAGAGAAUUUUCCCCUUUCUUUAUUGUAACUGACCUGUUUUGAAAGUUACUGAUGACUCAUGAAUUUUAUCAGUCAGCUUUAGAAAGCAUACUUUCUGUAGGUGAAAUUGUACAUAGUUGCUGAACUACUAUGGUAGUGACUCCAUUAAAACAUCUGUUGGAAAUAGGUUUCAUAAUAUUUAAACAUCUGAGUUAGGCAAAUACUUUUUUUGGUUUCAGAUUCAAGUUUUAUGCCUUCACAAAGCUAUUAGGAAGCUUCUUACCUAAAUAGUCCAUUUGAGAUGCAAUUCAGUUAAAAGUCAGUAGACCUUUUUGUAAAGUCUUCUCAGAAGUAAUAUGGUUAGAUGCUCAUUUAAUUAACUGGUUUAGUAAAUACUGCAUUAUAGGCCUCUGAUCACCAAACAAUGCCAUCUGAUUUUGCCUGGCUUCUUGUAUUACUUGCCAUCUUUUCAGCCAAUGAAUCUUGCUUUUCCAGCAAGCACAUCAGGUGUUCAGGAAAUAACUGACUUAUAAUAUGUUUGGGCACAUAAUAUACCAGAAAUGUGCAUUUAAUGGCAUUGCCACACAUUCUGAAGUGUCUGUGGUUAAUUUUUUGGGUUAAAAAAACUUUACCAUUCCUUAAGUGUUUAUCUCUCAAAAUAAUGUAUAGACAACUUUUUUUUUCAGAGAAUAGAUACUUAAAUGGUAUUCAUAUUAAGCUUUUUCUUUAAUGCCAUUUCUUUUCUCCCUCACUGGCUGCUCAGGUGCUUUCUUCCCUUCUAGCCUGUGUCUUUCUUCCCUUCAAGCAGUGUGGAAGUGUGAUGGGGGGAUUGUUUUUGCAAGGGUUUGGUUUUUUUGUUUUUGUUUUUUAAAUAAAGUGAAGCAAGUGGGACUGUUGGGGAGCCACUUGUACAAGCUCCAGUUGUAUCAGUCUACUUACUCUCCAUUAAAUUGGCUGUAGGCCAUGAAAUCACAUCCAGUAGAAAUACUUUUUGGAUGCUACCCACCCAGGUUAAACUUGAAAAAUAUACUGGCCACCCAUAUUUCAAACGUAAUGUUCAGAGCACUUUACAAGUGUAAAUCUUCCUAACCCUUUUGUAAGGUUAUGAGGUAAUAGUAGGUUUCCUAAUUCCUGGUUGUAUGAAGAAAUUGCACCAGAAUCCUGACCACAAUUCUGUGAAAAACAAGUGACAGAGACUAAAGGUUCUGUAUCAUUACCAAUUCCUGGAACCGCUGGAUCUCUCAAUCUUAGAUAUUGCCAUACUGAUCUAAGCACUUGUUUGACUAUGAUAAAACUACUGCUAUUUUUGUAAGUAACCUUCUUAGUCAUGUGUGACUAGUAUCUAAACGCUAUUUAAAAUCUGUGACCCCAUUUUCUACUUUGCCAUAAUUGUUCCUGUGUGCAAAUAGAUUGUAGAAGUAUUGCGUAUGACUUCACAUAAACUUGUACAUUUCUACUGAAAAUGUUUACCAUGGAACUAGAAUAUAUAUAUAUUUUUAAUGAUUUUAAUAAACUUAUUUGUAUAAUCA
This is a messenger RNA of Gavialis gangeticus (Gharial), 3463 nucleotides long. RefSeq names its product translocating chain-associated membrane protein 1-like 1. NCBI's taxonomy places the organism in Eukaryota, Metazoa, Chordata, Crocodylia, Gavialidae. The transcript is spliced from 11 exons. The record is from RefSeq and is a predicted model, not a curated record. The coding region runs from base 88 to 1203 and encodes 371 amino acids. Gene Ontology annotation, cellular component: endoplasmic reticulum membrane. Gene Ontology annotation, biological process: protein insertion into ER membrane; SRP-dependent cotranslational protein targeting to membrane, translocation.